CAGUUUAAUAUGGGAGUAACAAGAUGGCGAUCGCUGGCCGAAAGGAGAACUGAACUCGCUUCCUGUCAGCUUUCUACUUCCGAGUCAAUUGAAGGUCGGUUAAGCCGGUGUAUUCAGUACACGAUGGAGGCAGCAGCGGAUCCAGAACUGCAAAGGUUCGUCGAGGCCGAGACACAGAAACAACGGUUCCAGACACUGGUGCAUCAGCUCACCGAGCUCUGCUGGGAGAAGUGUAUGGAGAAGCCAGGGCCCAAGAUGGAUGCAAGAAGCGAGGGCUGCUUUGUGAAUUGCGUGGAGAGAUUCAUAGACACCAGCCAGUUCAUCCUCAAUAGGCUCGAACAGACACAAAAAUCCAGAGCUUCGUUUUCUGAGAAUUUGUCAGACUAAAUGGUGGACCUCCUGUUAUAAAAAAACCAACAUGGGGUGAGGCCAUUUUCCAGUAGGCUGUCCAACUAAGGGGAACAUAUUUCCAUCAGCCGUCCUGGUUAAAUUCAGUCUGGCUGAAUUGAUCUUCAUUGCAAUGCCAAACUGAUUAUCUGCAGCUCUCCACACUUGUCCACUUACUAGACCAAUGGAGGCAUGUCCCAAAUAAUGGACUGGGGUGGGCUGGAGUGGAUGCCUUUUCUUACCGUGCCAUUUAGACAAAGAAGAGGAUGGAAUAAAAUUCCAUUCACAAGUAUUCUGGAUGCAAAGUAGAAAAUGUGCACAGAGAUUUUAUUAUUUUCAUGUAAAAUGUACAAUUAGGUAAAGUACAGAAUAAAUAAAGGAGUGCAGGUUUAAUGGAAAAAGAGCUGGAUGGCUUUAUCUGUUGUUACAAGAAAUGAGUAGCAGUAUAUGUCUAAGCAUGUAUUUUUCUAUGAAUAUGGUUUAUGCAGCAGGACUUCCUGGAAAGAAAAUUCACUAUGGGAAAAGAUGUGUUGCAGAAUUUGACAUAGUGAAUAGACAUCUGCUACCCUUUAAUUAUGCACUUUGACAUUGGCCUAUUCAUCUACAUAGAUGAGUCUUGUUUUCUAAUUUAUGAUGAAAUUUGGAUUAAAAAAACUAGAGGCCAGAUUUCUUUUUUUUAAAUAUCCUAUACAGUAUAUUGAUCUUAUAGGGUGAAAUAGAAUCCAAUAUUGGGCACACUUUCACGAAUCAGCAAACAGCGGUGGUUUCUCUUCCUCUUGGCUUUCCCCUGCAGCUCACAGUACUGUCCCCUCUGGCUGACGUGUUUCACUAAUCCAAUCAGCUUCCUCAGAGGGAAAGUAAAAUAACACAUCACCGUUUCCUCAUUUCAACACAGGGUGUCCAAUUUGGAAUAUUUAAAGCUACUACACUAUAUCUGUGUCUUGUUGUUUGUUUUCUCCGUUGCCUUAGGCACUGAUCUGUUUUUUAUUUGUGGAGCACUUUUACAGCUGAGAGACUGGAAUAGGACCGGCAGGAGUUAACGAAACCAGUGGUUGAUAACUGGGCUAGAGAGCAAGUUUACAUGGUAAUAUAGUAAGUUAGGUUGAAAAAAAGACCACACGUCCAUCAAGUUCAACCUUUUAGCUCUAUUUUAAACUGCCUAGCUGCUAGUUGAUCCAGAGGAAUGCAGAAAACC
Molecule: messenger RNA, 1582 nt
Organism: Xenopus laevis (African clawed frog)
Lineage: Eukaryota; Metazoa; Chordata; Amphibia; Anura; Pipidae
Gene: timm8a.L
Product: translocase of inner mitochondrial membrane 8A L homeolog
Exons: 2
Coding region: 10-387 (125 amino acids)
Cellular component (GO): mitochondrial envelope; mitochondrial inner membrane
Source: RefSeq, a predicted model, not a curated record